CUGUCGCGGUACAAUAAAUUGCCGGACAAGGAUUCGCGAGACGAAGAAGAGAGUGAAGUGGAGUUCGAAGAUCCACCUGCAAACCCAUCUAGUGAAAGUGACUCCUCGUUGGCACCGAUAUCAAAUGAGUCCUUGUCAGCUGUGAAAACGAAUGAUUCCUCUUUGGCUGCGAUAUCAAAUGAUUCCUGGUUGGAUGCGAAACCAAACAUUCGGAAAGUUCGACCACCGCCCGUCAAGUUACGGAUGAUGGAGCCAGCUGCAAAUAAAAUUCGCGUGGACGUACUCUCAAGAGGCGAUUCGGUUCAAAACAAGGAAGACCAGGGAUGCCAUGAACCAAUCGUUACAGUAAAACAAAUGAAAAAGCCAGGAAUGAUUGUCAGUUUCCGAGUGGACACGAAGAAAUAUCCCGCACUUCCACCACUUGAUCUUCGUGUUUUCUGCCCAAACUAUAAGCCAAAACAAGUAUGGGUUAACGGAAAAGAAUGCACAUAUUGA
Messenger RNA from Gongylonema pulchrum, 495 nucleotides. Lineage: Eukaryota; Metazoa; Nematoda; Chromadorea; Rhabditida; Gongylonematidae. The record is from the annotation of a GenBank genome assembly.